Micromonas pusilla CCMP1545 is the source of this 708-nucleotide messenger RNA. RefSeq lists its product as uncharacterized. The annotation marks the transcript as partial. The transcript has a single exon. Gene Ontology annotation, molecular function: 3-oxoacyl-[acyl-carrier-protein] synthase activity; fatty acid synthase activity. NCBI's taxonomy places the organism in Eukaryota, Viridiplantae, Chlorophyta, Mamiellophyceae, Mamiellales, Mamiellaceae. Gene Ontology annotation, biological process: fatty acid biosynthetic process. The record is from RefSeq and is a predicted model, not a curated record.
AUGUUCGGUUUCGUUGGCCCUAGUGUUGUACUUGACACAGCAUGUUCAUCAUCUCUUGUGGCGGUACAUCUCGCUCAGCAUGCAACGGCGCGGGUCGAAGCUGUCUCAGCUUACGCCGCGGGGGUCCAGUGCACACUUUUGUCAGGUACUUUUUCGGUACUCAAUAAUCUGAAUGCACUCUCACCAGAUGGAAGAUGCAAGACGUUUGACAUUGCUGCGGAUGGCUACGGCCGUGGAGAGGCUCACGCGGCAAUUUAUACACGUCUAUUCAAUCAAAGCACCUCACAAGUGAGCAAAAUAUCGACAAAUGCCUUCAUUACGUUAAGCGGUUCAUCAGUGAACCAAGACGGGCGGGCUUCCACGUUUACUGCACCAUUUGGCCCAUCGCAACAAGUCCUCGCAUUGAAAGCUUUAGCAGAGGCUGCGAUAGAGCCGAAUGAUAUUCGAUAUGUAUCCACGCACGGCACAGGGACAUCACUAGGUGAUCCUAUAGAGAUUUCAGCAGCGUGGCGCACAUUGAAACUUGGACGAUCUGGUGCGUGCAUUCAAUCAAUGGUUACUACUGUUGGUGCGAAUAAGUCAUUCCUCGGUCAUACUGAGGGUUCCGCCGGAAUAUCGGGUUUGUUAAUGGCAGUUUGCGUGGCCUCAAAUUUUGGCUUCCCUGCACUGCGUCAUUGUUACAACCUGAAUCCAUAUAUUUCCUCGUCG